This is a messenger RNA of Platichthys flesus (European flounder), 5615 nucleotides long. RefSeq names its product centrosomal protein 170Bb (gene cep170bb). Gene Ontology annotation, molecular function: protein binding. The transcript is spliced from 19 exons. The coding region runs from base 475 to 5601 and encodes 1708 amino acids. The record is from RefSeq and is a predicted model, not a curated record. NCBI's taxonomy places the organism in Eukaryota, Metazoa, Chordata, Actinopteri, Pleuronectiformes, Pleuronectidae.
UUGAAAUGCUUUUAAUGCGAAGGCUUCAGGGCGACUCUUCCUGUUGCGUGCUCGUGAGCACAGUGCGUGUUGACGCAGCGGGUGGGAGCUGGUGCGUCAGGAGAAGAGAGAUGCCACAGCAUCAUCUUCAUCACUAUCCUCACCGUCUCCUCCUCCUCCUCAGUGUCCGCCCUGAGCUGCCUCCUGUCGGCCUCAACCCGCCGCUCCGCCCCGGGGCCUCUCCCGUGGUACGUCCGCCUCACAGCGCCUCAUCCCGGGCUUUCAUCUGAGGAGGAGAGGAAGAGAGGAAGAGGAGGACAGGAGCGAGAAAAGAGGAGGAGACGAAAAGAGGCGGAAGAGAGGAAGAAGAGGACAGGAGCGAGAGAAGAGGAGGAGAGGCGGAAAAAGGGCGGACGAGAGGAGGACAGGAAGAGAGGAAGAGGAGAGGAGCGGCACCUGGAGGAUGCUCUGGGGUCUCCCAGCAGGCCUGUGAAGAUGAGUGUGACUUCCUGGUUCCUGGUGAGCAGCUCAGGCACUCGACACCGCCUCCCUAAGGAGAUGAUCUUCGUGGGCCGAGAGGACUGUGAGCUCAUGCUGCAGUCACGCAGUGUUGACAAACAACACGCUGUCAUCAACUACAACACAACCACUGACGAACAUCUGGUCAAAGACCUGGGCAGCCUGAACGGGACGUUUGUAAACGACCUGAGGAUUCCUGAUCAGACUUACAUCACCCUGAAGGUGUCUGACAUUGUCCGCUUCGGAUAUGAUACUCAUGUCUACGUCCUGGAGAAAAGUCAACACAAAGUCCCAGAGGAGGCUCUGAAGCAUGAGAAGUACAGCAGCCAGUUACAGAUGAGUGUUAAGGUUUUAGAUGAAAGGAAAACUGAACAGGACGAUCAGAUGAGAGCUGAAAAAACCCAGAGCGGCAAAACACAAGACGCUCCCGGGUGUCAACCCACUCCUCUGUACGGACAGCCGUCCUGGUGGGGAGAGGAGGAUUAUGGGAGCAAAGUUCAGCACAGCGAAGAACCACAUCCAGAAGUGCAGAGGGAUGUUCUGUCUGUGGAUCCAGAUUUUACUGGAUCUCUGUCAAAUUCCCAAACAAAGAUGUUCCCCUCAUACCACCGGGAAGCGAGCUACUUCGAGAUCCCCACCAAGGACUUCCAGCAUCCCCGAACCUCAGGGGCGGAGCUCCACGAAAUCCCCACCAAGGACACAGAUACGCCCCCAGCCCCUCCUUCCCCUCCCACCAAGACCAUGCCUGUCGUUCAGAGCCACGCCUCCUUCACCAUAGAGUUCGACGACUGCAGGCCCGGAAAAAUCAAAAUCAAAGACCACGUCACUAAGUUCUCCACUCGCCAGAGGAGGCAGCAGGCUCCGCCCCCCAUGACGAGCAUCACUGCGACACCUGCCGAGGUGAUGUCUUCAGAGAGCAAAGUGGCUGAUUGGCUCGUCCACAGCGAUGUCAGCAUGAUGAGGAGACGUCCGACAUGUGAAGACGUUUACAGCACAAAGAGCGACCUGGCCAUGAACAUCAAGACCCUCAAAGGUCACCAUCAUGAGGACGGAACCCAGAGCGACUCAGAAGACCCAGUUCUCAAUGGAAGGAGUACAUCCCACCACUCCGUCCAAUCAGAGCAGUCUGAGGUGUUGCAGCAGACUGUCCAAUCAGAUCAGUCUAUCUAUUGUCAACCGCCUGCUCCUCCACAGAAGCUCCAGCAGCCACUGCAGUACUCUCCACCGAGUUCGGCUCCAGCCUCACCUGUGGCCCCUGAGGGGCCCCUGUCCCAGAGCCCUACUCAAGCUCCAUCCCCCACCACAGAGACACAAAGGCAGGGCCCUCCUGAGAGCCUCACCCAGCAGGCCUUCAUCAUCGAGUUCUUCGAUGACAACCCACGCAAAAAACGCUCACAGUCCUUCACGCACAACCCUGCCCACGCCGACUCAUACUCUGCCCUGAAGGCCAAGAUGGAGAGGCGCAAAGUCAGCGAGAGGCCGGCAUCUGUUCAUGGCCACAUGCCCCCCACCCAGCAGAUGACCGUUCCUCUGAAGGGUCAGAGUUACAGUGGACCCCAGAGGUCGAGCUCUUUAAAGAGAGAGAAGACAGAGGGGGAGGCGGCUUCAUCGAACCCCUCCUCUCGCUCUUCCUCGAGCAUCGUCAUCAGACCCUUUGGCAGCGUCGGGAAGAAGUCCACGCUUGCCCAGGAGUUUGCGACUGAAUUCCUGAAGGAUUCCAGUCAGCUGGACUCUUCCCCAACAAGGGAAAUGAUGUUAACUCCACCCAUGUCUGCGCCGCCAGUGAUGGUGUCGCCUCCUCAUGCUAGGAUUCCCUCUCCACAAGAACCUCCAACCCCAUCCUCUGUCUCCUACCCCUCGUCCCCCUUACAGCCUCUAGCAGCUUUAAAGUCUUCCAUCCCCGCUAACGCAGGACAGACCACCUCUCCUGUGCCCUCCUCUGGACCUCACAUGUCCUCAAUGCUCUCCCAUGGCGUCCGUGCAGAAGACAUGAAAGGUUCCCAGAGGAUGGUGAGGAACGAGGAGGAUGACAGUCUGAGUGAUGCCGGAACCUACACCAUAGAGGCAGAGUCACAGGACCAGGAGGUGGAGGAGGCUCGCAACAUGAUCGAUCAGGUGUUUGGUGUCCUCGACUCUCCCGAGUACAGUGGUGUGAACACAGGAGUGUAUAGACCUGUAAGAAAUGAUGGCAAGGAUGAACAAGCUAACCUGCCUAGUGAUGGUAGCACUGUGGACCUGUUGCAUGGCUUUAUCCCAGCUGCAAUCAGUGUUCCCCCAACAGGCCCCAUACAGGUUCCAGCUGCUCAUGUACAAGGUCUAGAAGGACCUAAGUGGGUUUCCCGCUGGGCCAGUCUGGCAGAUAGCUAUGCUGAAUCCGGUUCCACUCCACCUCAAGGGGAAUGUCUAGAAGCUUUACGCUUCAUGAGCAGCGCGUUGGGAACUUACAGCCACGAACCCUCUGAGCCUGAGUCCAGUCACAGCUCCAGGACCAGAAGGCUGCUGCCCCAGGUGCCUCCGGAGAAGCUGGAUAGUGUCGCCCCGAGUAUCUUGAUUCGUCAUGAAUCUUACCAAGGCCAGGAACCUCUGGCCAGAGUGUCUGGUUCUCCUAACCGACAGGACUCCACCCAGCAUCUGUCUGUUCAGGAUGACGUGGACCCAGACAGCCUGAGCGACGCCAGCCGCUCAGAUGAUGGACCAGUUCUGGAAAGGGCAAAGAAGAAUCAGGUCAGAUCAGGAGCUUUGUCUCCAGGGGUCACUGGUCCUCAGGUUAGAGGUCAAGGGAGAGUGUCUCCAUCCAACAAAUCCACAUCCUUCUACAUCGGUUCUGAAGACCAUCCAGGCAAACCUGACCAGGCCCAGAGCCCAGUACAGUCUGAGAGGACGCGAGACCCCCCAGCAAAAACUCCUCCUACCACAGUCCUGAUACGACACCUGAGUGGACAUGAACCCAGGAGGACAGGUGUCAAACCCAACAGCUCUGCUCCAAACCUCCAAAUACAGGACAAGGAUUCUGUCCCAACUAAAGACAGCUGCAUGUCGUCAUUUGUCCGGCAGGAGAGCUUUACCAAAGACCGGCCCAGCGACACUGUCCAGAUGAAAAACCUUCCCCACAUCUCCAGCCACCCAUCCAUCAGAGACAUGGAGAAGAGGAGGGAGAACAUCCAGGACGCACAGUCCUUCCUUCAGGAGGCUGGGGGAACUUUGUCUCCUCUGGACACCAGGUUCCCCUCAUCAGGUUUUGGUCGCAGCUCAAAGAAAGGGGGCUCCUCCAGCCACAUGGAUGACUCCCUUUCUGGUGAGUCAGAUGUGGACACUGCAAGCACCGUGAGCCAAGUCAGUAGCAAAAAUGCUCCAGUCAGCUCAGCUUCUAAAAAGCGUCCCGCCAUCAGCAGCCUUCAGAAGGAGAAGUCCUCUUCCAGCUCAGCCAUCCAAGAGAAGGGACGGCAGCUCACUGCCCGCGAACGACUUUCUGAGAAACGGCAAAGCCAGACAACUCCUAAUGUGUCAAGUAAAAGUGAAGCUGAAAAGCGUUUUCAAAUGCGUCGCAGUGCCGGGAACUGUGGCUCUCUGGAUCUCUCUGAGGGCCAGCAGAGUUCUGGUACCAACUGGACUGAAAGUACGUCAUCUGACCACGAAAGUUCUCGUCCGUCCAACCGUAGCAAGAAACCAAUCAGCCCUCUUCAGAAAGAGGAUACUGAAAAAACAGCCAAGACAGUGACUCAGCAGAUCCUGACACGUUCCAACAGCCUGUCAGCGCCACGGCCGACCCGAGCCUCCAUGCUCCGUCGAGCACGACUGGGUGAGGCUUCAGACAACGAAGGUGCUGAGACUGACCGGACAUCCCAGAACUCCGACAAUAUCACUGCACCGCCCAAACUCUCCGGAGAAGGGAAGAAGAUGUCCAGACUGGACAUCUUAGCAAUGCCCCGGAAGAGGACCGGCUCCUUCACAGCUCCCAGCGACAAUGAAACGUCCUCCACGGGACGGUCGGCUUUCUCCAACCGCAACUCCGAGUCUGCUUCCAGCACCAGGAAGGUGAGCGACGGCCGGCAGGCCGCCAGCAGACGAGGUGGAGCUCCUGUGAAGCAAGCAUCCACCCACAGCCGGUCCAGUGGAGCAAAGUAUCCCAGCACUGGUUCGCGUCGCAGACAGAAGGAAUCUGACUUCUCGUCCUCGGAGGAAGAAUACGAGAUGAACGCCGCGGCUUCCAAAGCGAAGCGCUCGUCUCAUCACUCAGCGUCUUCACAGAAUCCCCGAGGCCAGCGCACGGCCGCCACUCGGUCCAAGUCCGUGUCCCUGGAGACAGAGGAGGAGGACGACCCGAACGAGGUGGACCCUUACCAGAACUGGUCCACGCACAGCGCAGAGAUCGCCAAGCUCAGUCAGGACCUGGCCAAAGAUCUCGCCAUCCUGGCGAAGGAAAUCCACGAUGUGGCCGGAGAUGGAGACUCGCCGAGUUCGGGCAUGGGAGCCACCACCUCGCCCAGCCCACUGCCAAAUACACCGGCCUCCACCAUCUCUGCCAGGGAGGAGCUGGUCCAUCAUAUCCCUGAGGCCAGUUUAAACUACCAGAAGGUUCCUCCAGGUUCGUCUGUCGUCUCCGACCUGGACGCAAACAUGAACGAGCCGGAGCCGGGUUCUAAACAGCGACGUCCGUGGAACCGUGAAGAGGUGAUUCUGGACAAUCUGAUGCUGAAUCCCGUGUCCCAGCUUUCUCAGGCCAUCCGCGAGAACACAGAGCAGCUGGCUGAAAAAAUGAAGGUUUUGUUCCAGAACAAGGCUGAGGUCUGGGAGGAGAUCGAGGCCAAGAUCAACGCUGAGAACGAAGUGCCCAUCCUGAAAACCUCCAACAAGGAAAUUACCUCCAUUUUGAAAGAGCUGAGGCGAGUCCAGAGGCAACUUGAAGUAAUAAACACCAUUGUGGAGCCCGGUGGAAGUCUCCAGAUUGCGGCUGUUGGGACGUCCUCUCUCUGUCAGACUCGUCCUUCAUCAAAGGAGAAGAAACCUGCCUCCAAACCCCGGAGCCCCCCCCAAACAUCCAACAGCAAUGAAAGCACCAGACGACCGCCUCGUGGCCCCAGCGCGUCCCAUCACAAGGCCUGAGGGUCCCAUCACAC